AUGAAACUCCCCACCUUCCUCAAAGGAAAAAAAAGAGGCCUCGAAAUGCGGCAUCACAAGCUGCCGAAAAGUGCAUUACCGCCGACAAGGAUCCUGUUUCUAAGUAUUUUCGGAAACAAUGCAGCCAAGGCUGCUUCUUCGGAACCUGAUAGAGAAAGCUUUAUUGGUGUUGAGGACGAUGAUUUUCUGAUGUGGAUACUGAACGAUGCCACGAACGAUAUCGUCAUGGAGACAGACGACCCGUCACGACCAAAAGAGAUGCAAUUGGACUAUACUCUUGGAACCAACCGGUCCCAGCACGACAAUCCCCAGGUUGACGUGCCCCCGUAUGACCAGCCCCAGUAUGACUAUAACUCCGGGGCUUCGAGUUGCAGCACACAUCCCGAGUGCAUCCCUGACUCUUUUGCCAAUCCCGCUAUGAGUGAUUUGGGACCAAGCGACGAUUUCUUUGAUCGGUUUCUGGGGUUUGCCACCGUCGCUAACGACGCUCCCCUGGAAUCCACCGCGCCACCAAGUGAUGGUGACUUGUUGCCCUCCGUAGGGGUGAACGAAAUGGACCGGAAUGUGGCAGAAGAGCACAUGAACCUAGGAGAACCUGACCGGGGAGAAAUGGACAUUGAUCCGGAAGAACCUGACCGGGGAGAAAAGGACAGGAAUCCGGAAGAACUGCCUGGCCGGGGCGUGGAAGAUAAGGGCAAAGGCGUGCCCCUCCUCAUCGCCUUCACUGGCGCGGAAGAGAGUAUGAGGGGAGAAGAAGGUGCAGAAUAUAAAGAUCUGGACGGAGUCCACGGCGUGGCCGCCCCUGCCUUGGCCGCCCCUGCCUUGGCCGCCCCUGCCUUGGCCGCCCCUGCCUUGGCCGCCCCUGCCUUGGCCGCCCCUGCCGUGGCAGCCCGUGCCUUGACAGCCCGUGCCGUGGUAACCCCUGCCGUGGUAACCCCUGCCGUGACAGCGCGUGGCGUGGCGGCCCCCGGCGUUGCGGCGGGGCGUCGCUUGAAAAUAGUCCGUCGCCUUAAGGUCGAUCGUCGGAAGGAACCCCCCCGUCUAAAGCCGUUGCAGCCUGUGACUUACAUGGCGGCGUCGGCGGCGCCGGCGACAAAGAACGUGUUGGUUAUUGCGACGGCUGGUGAGGCAGGUUUGAGAGUGGAGUUACGUCUUUUGGUUUGGGCGUACGACAUUAAGAGUCGGGGUUGGCAGAGGUUGGUGCCCUUCGACAUACGUAAGUUCUCUGUAUACGGGUUGGCGUUGGCAGCACGUCGUUUUCACUUGGCGCUCAACGCCAACUUGACGCUGGAUGCGGCGUGUUAUACAGCGGCCCCGGGCAUGAGUAAUGUGUGCUUGCGGCCAGCUGACUUUGUGGCCUUGUUACGUUCUCCGCGACGUCGUUCUGAAAUUGUUCGAGCCGUGCGACUUGUACCGGUUGAGGACGUGGAAACAGCGAUUGAUGAUGUGUUGAAAUAUUUACCGUCUUCGGGUUCUUUCGACUCGCGAAUGCGGAGUUGGUGGAAUGCACGUGCGCCUUCCUUCAGCCUUCGACGCGGCAAACGCUUUGUGUCGGCGAAGGACUUCGAACGACUCGUCAUCAAGCGACUGGGUGACACCGAAGUGAACAUUCGCACUCUCAUGGACCGGUGGGACGCCACAUUGACGCCCAACACAGAUGUGUUCAGUCGCACACACUCCAUGCAGAAAGAGUCGGAUGAUGUUGUUGCGGCGCAGGGCGUUGUAGCGACGAAGGAUGGUGGCGCGGUUAAGUCGACGUUCACGAUUGCGACGGUGGAGGAGUCAAAGUCAGCAAUGCCGCCUCGUUUCCUUAUCUACGCAUACGAUGUGUUGAGCAAGGGUUGGCCACACUUAGUACCAUUCGCAUGUAAGGGUCUGUCGGUCUUUGGAUUGGCACAGAAGGCGAUAGCUUGGCGUGCGGAUGGUUGUCAGAACUUGAUAUUGGAUUCCCGUUGCUAUAAGUGUCGGUUCGACGAUGCGUCUGUGGUAUGGAGUUUUGCACGAUUUCUGGAAUGGCUGCAGGACGAGCGGUCAGGAGCUCGUGCGGACGACGUCGGUGUGCGAAGCGCAUGGAAACCGAAGUACGGGCAGGUUGCCUUGAGUCGUCUAGAAGAAGCGUUAGAUAACGUUAUUGGAACGUGGCCUUAUUACGGCCCCUCAAGCAUCACAAUUGGCUCACGUAUGAAGUCAUGGUGGCGCGGACAUGGUUCAGCUUACCACACAUCUGUGCUCGAACCGCACCUGCCAGCACGCAAGUUUGAAUGGCUGCUGGUCAAGCGGAUAGGCGACUGGGGUUUUCCCGUCACUAACAUUCGUCGGGCUGCACCUAGAGCGGCUCGGCGUGAUCGCAUUGUCGAACUGAAUGGCAAACAAAACUUGGACCCGGUACCUCCCUAUUUACUGAGUCGUACGGGCCGCCGUUUCGUCUUGUGCAACAACAAAGAAAUGGAUCUCAGAGUCAAGCCACGUUUCCUCGUGUGGGCAUUCGACGUAUUCAACAACGAAUGGUGGCAUACUAUACCCUCACACAUCGACUAUCGACGCCUCUCCGUCUUCGGCCUCGCCCGUCUAGCCUUACUCUGGGUCGAAACUGGAAAUGAGAUUCACACUCUAUCCGCAAGCUGCUAUUGUUGCUCAGAAAAUGGACUCAGCCACCCCUCGUCCGAAUACUGCGAACGGUGCGAGCUACCUUGGAGCGCAACCGAACUCUGGGAGUGGAUACAGGGCCGACACCCUUCUACCACUGCCCAACGCAACGGCUCUCAACUCGACGCGGUGGAAGACGCUGACGUUGAAGAACACGCUAACGUGGAGGAACACGCUGACGUUGAAGAACACGCUGACGUGGGGGACAAGACAGUAAGCACUGCCUCCGUUCCUCGAGCAGAGAUUAACAAGUGCAUCAACACUUUCGGCUUUGAUAUUCCUCCCACGACACAGCUAGACUUGAGAUACCCUGUCCCCUACUUCGACUGGGCACUCCUCACUUCCACGGAACGCGUGCCCACGUUCCGCGCUCGCGCUACGUACUGUUGGCUGCAACAGCUGCAGAAUUCUCUGCCGUCACCGGAAGGCCUCACACGGAUCGAAUACGAACGGUGGCUUUUACACGAAUAUAAUCAAUGCAGCCGAAAGUUGUGA
Molecule: messenger RNA, 3141 nt
Organism: Gregarina niphandrodes
Lineage: Eukaryota; Apicomplexa; Conoidasida; Eugregarinorida; Gregarinidae
Exons: 1
Coding region: 1-3141 (1046 amino acids)
Source: RefSeq, a predicted model, not a curated record